This is a messenger RNA of Neltuma alba, 3663 nucleotides long. Its product is annotated as receptor-like protein 33. The coding region runs from base 268 to 3663 and encodes 1131 amino acids. The record is from RefSeq and is a predicted model, not a curated record. Gene Ontology annotation, molecular function: protein binding. The transcript has a single exon. NCBI's taxonomy places the organism in Eukaryota, Viridiplantae, Streptophyta, Magnoliopsida, Fabales, Fabaceae.
GGUUUUGCUCUGACCACGCUUCACGUCAGCCUCUCCCGUGUUUGACCAUUCCAUUCUCUUCCCAAAUUCCUCUCUCUCUCUCUCUCUGUGCGUUUCCGGUUUCCUUGCCAACAUUUGAUCCACCUUCAUCCUGCGUUGUCAGUCAAACAAUGAAGCUCGGGGCAGAGAGGUGUUUUUCAUGGGUCUGAAAUCCCAUGAGCUCACUGUUUGUUUCAACCUUCAAACUUUGGUUUUACGUUGUAUGGGUGGCCACCAUUGCAGAAUCCAAUGAGAAUUCGUUCAGUUUCAUGGCGUUCCUUCAUAGCCUGCUGCUUUUGGAUGUUUUUCUGUUUCAACAUUUAUGUGGUAUCAAGCAGAUGUCUUGAAGACCAGAAAUCAUUCCUCCUCCGAUUGAAGAACAGUCUCGAUUUUAACGAAUCAAGUCCCAUCAAACUGGCGUCUUGGGAUCAAAACUCGUCUUGCUGUGAUUGGAGGGGUGUCACUUGCGAUGAGCAAGGACAUGUUAUUGGUCUUGAUUUGAGUGAGGAGUCAAUCUCUGGUGGUUUUGACAGUUCAAGCGGUAUUUUCAGUCUCCAGUAUCUACAGAAUUUGAGUUUGGCUUCCAACAAUUUCAGUUCUGUGAUUCCGAGUGAGUUCUACAAAUUGAAGAACUUAACUCACCUGAAUCUGUCAUAUGCUGGUUUCAUGGGGCCGAUCCCAGAUGGAAUCUCUCAACUGACGAGGUUAGUUACUCUGGAUAUAUCGUCUCUUUCAUAUUUAACAGGGCAAGAGCUGAAACUUGAGAAUCCAAAUUUGGGAACGCUUAUUCAGAACCUUACCAGCAUUAGGCGGUUGUAUCUAGAUGGUGUAACUAUAUCAGCUCAGGGACAAGAAUGGGGCACCGCUCUCUCAUCACUCCCCGGUCUGCAAGAAUUGAGCAUGGUGCAAUGCAAUCUUUCAGGUCCUAUUGAUUCUUCCCUAUCUAGACUGAACCUCCUCUCGGUAAUUCGUCUUGACCAGAACAAUUUGUCAGCCACAGUACCAGAAUUCUUUGGUAAUUUUACAAAUCUGACCAGAUUGCAUCUUAGCUCUUGCGGGUUGAGUGGAAUUUUCCCACAGAAUAUCUUUCUGGUGAAGACAUUGACCUUCAUUGACAUAUCUUAUAAUACUGGUCUCAGUGGGUCAUUCCAGAAUUUCCCAUUGAAUGGAUCUCUCCAAACCCUCGUAGUGAGUGGUACAAAUUUUUCCGGAGGGCUACCAGAUUCAAUCAGUAACUUGAAAAACUUAUCCAAAUUAGAUCUUUCAAUUUCUCACUUUUCAGGACGACUUCCCAAUUCAAUCUCAAAGCUUGCUGAACUCGCUUAUCUGGACUUGUCAAUGAACAACUUCAGCGGUCCGAUUCCAUCGUUUAGUACGGCCAAGAAACUCACGUACAUGGACCUUUCUGAUAAUGUGUUAAGUGGCAAAAUUUCGUCACCUGAUCGAUUUAAGGGACUACAAAAUCUAGUCACCAUUAACCUGCGUAGUAAUUACAUCAGUGGCACCAUCCCUUCCUCUCUUUUUAUGCUUUCAUCCCUGCAGAGCAUUAAGCUUUCCGACAAUCGGUUCAGUCAACUGCAUGAGUUCUCAAUUGUGCCUUCCUCCGUAUUAAACACCCUCGAUUUGAGCAGCAAUAAUUUAUCAGGUCCUAUUCCAAGAUCUAUCUUCCAACUCAGAGGACUUGGUAUUCUCCAACUUUCGUCAAACAAGUUCAAUGGGCUAAUCCUGCUAGAUAUGAUUGUGGAGCUCAGAAAUUUAACUUCGUUAGAUCUUUCAUACAACAACUUGUCAAUCAAGGUGAAUAAAUCAGAUUCUCGCCUGUCUUCAGUUCUCAACAUGACCACUCUAAAAUUGGCUGGUUGCAAGUUGGAGACUUUCCCUGGUUUCUUAAGACACCAGCCCAAAUUAACUGAUUUGGAUUUUUCAGAUAAUCAAAUCCCAGGUCUGAUACCCAGCUGGCUUUGGAAACUUGAAAGUCUCACUUACCUUAAUCUUUCCCAUAAUUUGCUGACUGGUUUUGAAAGACCGUUGCAGAAUUUAAGUUCUAGUUUGACGCUCCUUGACCUUCAUGACAACCAUAUCCGAGGGCAAAUUCCCUUUUUACCUAGGCGUUCUGCCUAUUUGGACUACUCAAUCAAUAAGUUCAGCUCUUUCGACAUCCCAGCUUAUCCAAGUGAUUACACGGCUUUCACAAUUUUCCUAUCUCUAUCAAAUAAUUCUUUUCGAGGCACCAUUCCUCAAUUCUUCUGCAAUUUUUCAAGUCUUCAAGUGCUUGAUCUUUCCCUCAAUAACUUCUCUGGUGCAAUUCCUUCAUGUUUAAUGGAAAUGAGUGAGACCCUUGCCAUACUAACUCUGCGGAAAAACAAUCUCGCGGGGAAAAUACCUGACAAGUUUCCAGCUUGGUGUACUCUGAGGACUCUAGAUCUCCAUGAAAAUUCGUUAGAUGGACCGAUGCCAAAUUCUCUUGCUAAUUGCUCAGGAUUAGAAGUGUUGGACCUGGGAAGGAAUCAUAUGUUUGAUGCAUUUCCAUGUUUCUUGAAGAACAUAUCCACACUCCGUGUCCUGGUCUUGCGACAAAAUAAUUUCCAUGGUUCCAUUGGAUGCCCGAACACCAAUGAUAGCUGGCAUGUGCUUCAAAUUGCUGAUUUAGCUUCCAACAAUUUUAGGGGUGUGCUACCAGGAAAAUCAUUCACAGCAUGGGAAGGAAUGAUGCCCGAUGAAGCACAAACACUUCAAUAUCAGAUCUUGAAAUUUGGUAAUGUUUAUUAUCAGGACAGAGUGAGUAUUACGAGCAAAGGCAUACAGAGGAAGUGGGUUAAAAUUCUAACCGUCUUCACUGCCAUUGACUUCUCAUCCAACCAUCUUGAAGGACCAAUACCAGAGGAGAUGAUGAAUUUUAAAGCACUGUAUAUUCUGAACUUGUCCAAUAAUGCUUUCAGCGGCCAGAUACCAUCAUCUAUUGGGAAUUUGAGAAAGCUCGAGUCCUUGGACCUGUCAAAUAAUUCUUUGACGGGGGAGAUUCCAGUACAAAUUGCAAGUUUAUCUUUCCUUGCAUUCUUGAACCUCUCUUUUAACCAACUGGUGGGGAGGAUUCCUACAGGCACCCAAAUACAGUCAUUUGAAGCACCUUCCUUCGGUGGCAACAAAGGAUUAUGUGGACCGCCUUUGACUCCAAAAUGUACAAAUCCAGGAGUGAUAAAUACUAGUGAUGCAGUAGCUGAAUUUGAUUGGGAUUUUGUAUUCACUGGAGUGGGUUUUGGGGUGGGAGCAGGAAUAGUUGUUGCUCCGUUGAUGCUUUGGGAAAAAGGAAGAAAAUGGAGCAAUAACAGCAUUCAUAGGAUCCUUCGAGUAAUAUUUCCCAUGUUUGGGUUGACUUAUACGCCUGGUGAUGAUUACUACGAUGACGAGGAGGAAGAAGCAGAAGAAGAGAGCUCAGAUGAGAUUGAAGAAUGUGAUGACUAUGAAUAUGAAGAUGAAUUGGGUAUCCCAAGGUUUAGAGGAUGGUACUGUGUUUUUUGUUCCAGGCUCGACAUAAGUAGGAAGAAGGCCAUUCAUAACCCAAGGUGUCAAUGCUACCAUACACCACCAGUUUCAACGUUUUCUGUUUCUUGGGCUUCUCCUUCCUCUCAGGUGCAUCUGAGAUGA